AUGGCUGAAGUGCAGUCUAUUGUGAUUGAUAACGGUUCCGGUAUGUGUAAGGCUGGAUUUGCUGGAGAUGAUGCUCCUCGCGCUGUGUUCCCUUCGAUUGUGGGACGUCCCAAGCAUCCUGUGUACAUGGUGGGUAUGGAGAACAAGGAUCACUUCGUUGGAGACGAAGCUGAGUCGAAGAGAGGAGUGCUGAAUCUGAAGUACCCCAUUGAGCACGGAAUUGUGACUAACUGGGAUGAUAUGGAGAAGAUCUGGCACCACACCUUCUACAAUGAGCUGCGUGUCGCUCCUGAGGAGCAUCCUGUGCUUCUGACCGAGGCUCCUUUGAAUCCUAAGGCGAACAGAGAGCGUAUGACUCAGAUUAUGUUCGAGACGUUCAACGUGCCUGCCAUGUACGUCCAGAUUCAGGCUGUGCUGUCUCUGUACGCUUCGGGUCGUACCACUGGUUGCGUGAUGGAUUCCGGUGACGGUGUCUCGCACACUGUCCCCAUUUACGAGGGUUAUUCGCUGCCUCACUGCAUUUUGCGUCUGGAUCUGGCUGGUCGUGAUCUGACCGAGUACAUGCAGACUAUCUUGUCUGAGCGUGGAUACAGUCUGGUUUCUACUGCUGAGCGUGAAAUUGUGCGCGACAUGAAGGAGAAGCUGUGCUACGUGGCUCUGGACUUCGACAAGGAGAUGAAGCUUGCCGAGGAGUCUUCGGUGGUGGAGAAGUCGUACGAGAUGCCCGAUGGAAACAUCGUGACCAUUGGAAACGAGCGUUUCCGUGUGCCCGAGGCUCUGUUCAACCCUGCUAUGCUGGGUAAGGAGCUUCGUCACGGAGGUGUGCACGAUGCCACCUACUCGACCAUCAUGAAUACAUGGUGUGGGUCGGAGGAUCGCUGCUGGCUUGCCUGUCUUCCUUCCACAACAUGUGGAUUGCCAAGUCUGAGUACGACGAGGCUGGUCCUACCAUUGUCCACAGAAAGUGCUUCUAAGCUUCUCAAUUGCAUGUGUAGUUUGUAUUCUACUCAGGGUUGUUUGUUAUAG
Molecule: messenger RNA, 1026 nt
Organism: Blastocystis hominis
Lineage: Eukaryota; Bigyra; Opalinata; Blastocystidae
Exons: 2
Coding region: 1-1026 (341 amino acids)
Source: RefSeq, a predicted model, not a curated record